Molecule: messenger RNA, 6689 nt
Organism: Triplophysa dalaica
Lineage: Eukaryota; Metazoa; Chordata; Actinopteri; Cypriniformes; Nemacheilidae
Product: transcription factor 15
Exons: 2
Coding region: 3399-3953 (184 amino acids)
Biological process (GO): regulation of transcription by RNA polymerase II; developmental process
Molecular function (GO): protein dimerization activity; RNA polymerase II transcription regulatory region sequence-specific DNA binding; DNA-binding transcription factor activity, RNA polymerase II-specific
Source: RefSeq, a predicted model, not a curated record
UUAUAAAACCGAGGCUUACAUUUCUGAUAUAUGUGUAUUGUGAAAGCUGAUCAAGUCUAAGCGUAACAGUUUAUGUCGCUUAUCAACUUAUAAGACAAACUUAAUUGAAUUUGCUACAUUACAUGGAAUCUAUAGGCAGCCCACCGUCAGUGGGUAAAGUUUUGCAAAGGUUGUGGGUUGGAUUCCCAGAGAACACACAUAAUGCAUAAACCAAAUUUAACUUUAGCAAGUUGCUUCAGAUGAAAGCGUCUGCCAUAUGCAUAAAUGUAAGCGUCAUGUAUUACAUCACAUGACUCUUUAAUAAUCAGAAAUAUCUCUUAGCGUACACAUAUAACACCACAUAUAUUUGAGUCCUUUCCUUCAUUAAUGUUGUUAUUUCACACGUGUACAGAUGUGUUAACUACAGUGAGGAGAUCGAUGACAACUUUCAAACAUCCUCGUGUCAAGCUGUGAUUUACACCCCAUGUGUUAUAAUUACACCUGCUGGGGAUUGUCCAGUUAAUGCGGCGAAAUACAUUUAAAAAUAAUGCCGAACUUGUUUUGAGUGGUUUGUCUUCAGCUUAACUUCACGUGAGCAAUUGUGUUUUAAUAGUAUUACUUUCCAUAGACAAUACGUUUACAGUUACUAGUCUGGCAGAUGCUAUUUUACUAAAAAGAUGACUUAUUUGUGCCUGUACUAAAUUUGAGUAAUCAGUAAAAAUCAGUAAAAAUCAGAAAAAUCAGUAAAGAAAUUAAAUAAUAAUUGUUAAAAAAUAUAUAUAUUUACCCUGAUAAUAAAUAAAUAAUAAUAAUUUUAUUAGUUGUAGUAUUUGUAUUAUUGACAAUAAUAAUUAUAGCAAAAUCCACACUCUGUGCAAUCUCUGAAGGCCGCUGCACUGGAGAUUACAGAAGAGAGAGCAGAUUUCUGGCAGUAGAUCAGAUCCUUCGAGCAUGAUGACUCCGAGCAAACCACAUCUCCCAGAAAUCCGUAACCCCAGUUUUUUUCACCUGUCUUUCCACUCCGUCCCUUAGGUUCAAAACAUGAAGGUGCACGUAGAAGAGUGGUCCAAAACUGCAGUCUAUUUACUUUUCUCUUCUGUAGAGAUCCUCUCUGGAAAGUUUUUUCUUGAAAGGUCUCUGUUCCCCUCAGUGCCGGCGGUCUCUGGGCUCCAAUUAGGUGCCUUUAAUGGUUAGUAAGGGCACUUGGAGUUACUCUUAUAAAAGUUCUCCGAGAGAGAUGGAAAAGAAAAAAAUGGAAGGUGUGUCUCGUCUGGACUGGGUUUCUUUACCUAUCACUAAGCAAAAAAAUCUACAGAUUGCAGCUUUAAAUAAUGUAAAAGCCUAGUUAGUGUUGAGAUCUGUAGGUGGACCUCUCCUCGUGUAACCAAUAUUUGAGAGCAAUCCAAAAUCUGACGCCUAAAAAACGCUUAAAACAGGUACAGUACGGGGUGAAGUAUAAUUUAGAAAUCCACUCACGCUCUUCUCUACAGUGUUUUAAAACAAGUGCUUAAAAGGUGGGCUUUAUAAUCUCGCUCGACAGGAAAUUGGGCCUUUAAAAUGCAAAUAUGCUCUCACCUUCCUCCGAGCGGAACCGGGCGUGAGCUGUAUCAUAUUGUCUAUGGAAACUCGGCUCUGUGGAAGCGUUCAAUGAAAAUUUCAAGCAAUGAAUUGUUGCACGCUCCGAUUGUUUCCGAGAAGAUAGUUAUCCAGGAAACACCUGCUUCAAUUCAAUGCCAUUUGACUUUCACAGCUUUUUGCCUGCACAGAGCAAAACAAUCUCUCUCUAAGGAUUACAUUGUCGUGUCUUUGUUUUGCACGGUGGCAGGGAGUUUUAAAGAUCACGAUGCCGUGUUAGGAUAAACAAGCCCAUAAGAACAAAUGUUUGGGCUGAGAGCGACUCAUUGAGGUUUCAAUUUAGAUUGCUGUGUAAAUUUCAAUUGACGCAAAAACUGCGGUAUCCUCAUCCUUAUGCCAUCCCAUGUGUAUAAGACUUUCUUCAGUUGAAAAAUUAAUCUUUUCAAUAAAACUCUCUGGCACUUUAUGUCCAUAUAUAGGUUUCAACCGGCUGAAAUACUCUGAAAGAACACCAUCGUCUUCUGAAGCAAAACGACAGGAUUGUGAAUGGAAAUAAUGAAAAUUUGGUGCUGAUGUUGCAAAAUUGCAUCCGAAACAAACCCCAGAUAGCACUCGAUUCAAAUCUCGUGACAACGUCAAAUCUCAUUGGCUCCAGUGACAUUUGGACAAGAAAUAUCCUUUUUGUUUGUUUGUUUAUAUAAUAAGCUGUGAAACAAAAUAAACAAAUAAAUAUUUACAAUUGGAUACGUUUUAAACAGAAAUACAUAUAAUGUAAAAAGAAAUACAUACAAAUAAAGUACAAACAGUAAACCACAGCAAAUUCAGGGGUCACGUCACGCAGAGGUCACGCAGGGGUCGCACAGACCUAUCCUACACCUUGAAUGCUUUUUAUCGGUUUAAGUUUUCCUAAAUAAACAAUAUAUAGAUUUCGCAACCUGAAAAAGCUUUGAGUUUAAAUGAAGUAAGUAGUUAUUUAUACCCGAGGUGUCGUGAGGGUAAAUUGUGGCAGAAUUUCCUCUCCGAGCAAAUGAUUCCUUCAAAAAGCAUCAUCGACGUCAUUUAAAGAGCGCAAAAUAAUGGCCACAGUGGUCUCAUACUGCCAUCUAGUGGUAUGUAGUGAAAACGUCUACGCGAUUGAUGGACUGCAUCACAGAAUCUAAUGGAGCGAGAAUGAUUUACGACAUAUUACAAAAGUAAAUGCGAAAUACAUUAGCAAGAAUGUAAUCUCAAAUAGUUAGACACGAUUUACCUCACAUUUGUAAACCAAGUUCUCUAAGCGAUCAUUACAAUGGCGUGUAUAACAGGUGUCUUAAUUACAUCCACAGAUUUGAACACGUGCAGUAAAAGCUUAAGCGUCUCUCUCUGCGCGUGGACCUGGGAUGACCCGCAGCCCACGUGACACGAAUUUUUAAGGCAACAUCGUCUGUCUGUAAACUUUCUGUGCUAAAUUUAGCACCAGGUUGGACACGACAUGUAAAAUAAACGUGAGUGGACCUGCAUUGGUCAAUUAUCAAGAAGAAUGGGUUUCAAGGGGAGACUGUCAGGAAAACGUAAUUUCCACCCUAGUUUACUGCAAGGUCGUCCACUCAAUAUACACAAUAAUCUUGUACGUGCGCUUGAACGUGUAUUUAUUUAUAUAGUCCUUCUUUGGGCCAUGACAGGUGCCCCCCUCGGUUCCACCUGUCCUGCCAUUUCCGCGUCCACAUGGUGGCGGACAAAUCCAGAAAGGGAGCAGUCAUUCAAGAAAUGGCAUGCUUAAGUGCCACGGGGCCACGGAAGACCUCCGGACAUCGGAUCAGAAGCAGCUGCCCCCCGGCUGCUAUUUUCACUCAUCUUAAAGCGCCAUGGGCAGCCAGCAUCUGUACCAUGGGCUACCCGCGACGAGCAGCGUGUCUCCGCGUACCAUGAAGUCCACGCACGACACCCAGAGUCUGCCCUCCGACCCCGACGAGCUCGACAGUGCGAGCGACAGCUCCGAGAAAUCCACCGGGGCCGGGAGUCCCACACGGGGCCACGGGGAAGGCGCGAGGCGCCGUGGGCUACGCAGACUCGCGGGCGUGAGCAAACAGCGCCAGGCAGCCAACGCGCGGGAGCGAGACCGCACGCACAGCGUCAACACGGCCUUCACGGCUCUGCGCACCCUCAUCCCCACUGAGCCGGCGGAGAGGAAGUUGUCGAAAAUCGAGACCCUGCGAUUGGCGUCCAGCUACAUUUCGCACCUGGCCAACGUGCUGCUGCUCGGGGAGGACUGCAGGGACGGACAGCCGUGUCUUAAGUAUCACAACAUCUUACAGAGCAACACCAACCUCAAAAACCCUCCGGUGCGACCCAUCUGCACUUUCUGCCUUGGCAACCAAAGGAAGAUGUUGAGAGACGGGGACAAGCACACGACUGCGUGACCGCAUUGGCUCUCUGACUGACAACUGCUAUGCACGAGCCCCAACUCCUGAAUGUUUACAUGUAAAGAGACAUCAACCUUGCACAGAGACACAGUAUUCUGCUGUAUGUGUUUUUUCCCUUAACUUCUGGGGACAGACGAAAAAGUUUGAGCAGAGUGACGUAUCGAGGAAUACUGCACUUUUUCACCUGCGUUUACCGUAUGCGUGCGCGUGCCCCCUUAUCAAGCGUGUUUUGGUUAAUGUAACAUGAGAAUAUGUGUGAAGUUGCACCUGGUCGAAAGCUAUUUCAGUAUCAGAUAUAGUAAGCCACACCAUCUCUUGCCUUAAAAAAACACUCCUGUGUCUGCCUGCGCACGUCACAUGAUGGAAAUCAAAACCCUGCGCUUUGCAGCGGUCGCUGUCAGUACAACGGCGGGCAAAAGCUCAUCCCCUCCCUCAGUCCCAGGACAGAGCCGUCAUCCCAACUUGGACAUAGAGACAGUCAACAAGGUUCUAGCCUCUCGGUUUGAGCAUAAAAGAUUUAUUGGGAAAUGGCAUGUGACGCUGUAAUCUUUUAAAGGACGGCGGAUGACCUGAUUCAUGACCCUGUCCUAAAUGCCACCCAAAUCUGAGUUUAUACUAUGUUUAUAAAAUGUCAAAUUACUGUUGGGUGGCAUUGCGCAUAGGCACUGUACUUGUACCACGAGCUUUAAUGAUCUAGAAGGAACGCAAUGUGCCCUCUUUGUUAGCCUUUGGAUCCUAAAGCUCGCACUCCAAGAUGCUUUUAAAGGGAUAGUCCACACUAAAAGUUCUUUGUUUUGUUGAAUACAAAGAAAAAUAUUUGGAUGAAUUUUAGCAACAGAUUUCUGAGGCUACGUUGACUACCAUAGUAUAAAUUGUUACGUUAUAUAUAUAUAUACACUGUAUAUAUAUAUUUAUCUUAUUUGUUCUUUAGGAAAACAAAUUGUUCUGAGGCACCUUUGUUUACCAGAGACUCUCGGUUGCUAACAUUCUUCCAAAUUUCUCAAGUGUUCAUGACAGAAUUUUCCUUUUUGGGUGGAAUGUCCCUUUAAUGCAACUUUUUGCUCAAUACUUGCUUCGCUCAACAACUAUGACAAUAGUGAUACCAACUUUUAACUUAAAAGUUAAAAAAUGAAUUAGUGGUUUUGAAUGCACUUAAACUUGCUCUAUAUGUCAAGAGUAAAAAAUACGCAAAACUUUUCUGCACUGAAAUGGGAUUGGCAAAUUCUGAAAGUUUUACAACAUAGGUUACGGUUCAAUUUUAUUUUUGCUUCGUCUUAAAAGUAUGUAAGCUCGUAAAAUCAUAAUUGACCAUUUACUUCCCUGUUCCUUAUUUAGAAAUAUCAUUUGAGAAGCAAAAUGGUUUGUUUUAGCAGCUUUAUGUUUAUAGUCCACUGAACCUCUUGUUUGAUCUCAAUGGCAUUUUAUGCAACAUUGUUAAAUGUGUAUUUCAUGUUUAAAUCAGAAUUAUUUUAGUAAUUCAAGUAGCUAUAUUAAACAGAAAGGUUUAUGGCAUGUGUUGCACAAGUAUUUACGAGUGACAGGAUGUGAAUAUUUUUUCUUUAGUUGCAUUCAGUUGUCAAUGAAUCUCACGCAUUGCCUGAAAAUGAAAAAAAUACUGUUUACUAGAUUACAUUUAUUGCCAGUAUUGUAUAUAACUUACCCCAAUAUUUAAAAUUGCAUUUCACCACUAAUAAGGCCUACCUCUAAACAUUGUAAUACUUGAAAACUACCUUCUAAAAGUGUUCUUUGCACAUGCCAAACAUCCAAGAGCUGCUAUAUAAUAAAGUAUUUUUCUUAAGACUUUUGUUUUCCAAUAAUUACUUCAUCCUGAGACAUGCUUGACUCAACCACCUGGAAUGCUGAAAAUACGACAAAUGUUGCUUAAAAGAUACUAAAUGUGACUAGUACUGAAGAGUUUUUACACGAGUACAUCCAAAUAUCUCUGCUUUGUAAUGUACAGAAGUCAAAUUGUCUAAUGCAUACUUAACUCCACAUUUUACUCUGUAAUGCUUAUUAAAAAUAAAAAAAUACUUUAAUGCACUUUAAUGCAAGUACUACAGGUAAAAACAACAUAAAUGUAAAUGCAUUACAAAGUAGAAUAAUUUUUUUCCCAAAGUAAAAACUGAUAAAGUAGAAACAUGAAAAUGAACAUUAAAACAGCAUGCAAAAACAAAUCCAAGACCCAGACAGAGCGCUCAUACUUCUAGUUCUUUAUUUCUUAAAAAAAGUCAAUCAGUAAUUCAGAUUAGAGAAAUUGGUGACAAAUAAGAUGGAUACAUCAGAGAGGAGGUCAGGAGUCAUUUAAGGGUCUUUACAGGAUCGUCUUUUUUUUAGCACUGUACGGUUUCGUAGGCAGGGAACGGAACGCUGAUGUUAUGAGAGCAAGACUCGCACCUUUGGCAAUAACAUCACAAUGAGAAAUGUUUACGGUGUUUUCCCCUUUGCAGACACUGCUCAUGUCAGGACAUGAAGGCAUCAAUACCAUAUAGAAAAGGGCAUCUUAAAAGCAAACAAGGCAGCCUGAUCUAAUUCAAUGGAAUGUCAAGUCUUAAAGGAAUCAUAACAAUUUAAGAUGUUCCACUUAAAAGUUCCUUGAGCGAGUAAAUAAUUACAAAGGUUGACCACAACUUUUGUGCUAUCUUAAGUGUAAACCUUAUUAGAAAAACCUGUUAAAAUUAACCAUUUGUUAUAAAGCCCUUAAAUGACAUCUAAAUGUUAUGGUUCGAAAAACAG